Messenger RNA from Naegleria lovaniensis, 2913 nucleotides. RefSeq lists its product as uncharacterized. The record is from RefSeq and is a predicted model, not a curated record. NCBI's taxonomy places the organism in Eukaryota, Heterolobosea, Eutetramitea, Acrasida, Naegleriidae. Bases 1 to 2913 code for a protein of 970 amino acids. The transcript is spliced from 4 exons.
AUGAAGCCUCCAAUAACUGCUGUUGAAAUUCCCUCAAUCAAUCAUUUAAUGUCGGAAACGAGGAUGACCCCAACAUCAGUGAAUCAUAAUAACACAACAACACCGGGAUCGUCCUCUUCCGAUGCAAUAAGCACUACAACAGGUCGGAGUGAUAGUUUUGGACAAGGACAACUGCAUCAACAAGAGAGGCGUUCGGAGGUCUCUGUAGGAGAGGAGGACUCUAUUAGAAGCAAUCAUAAUCCGAAAGGAGGCCUUUCACGAAAUUUAACCACGCAGGGAGGUGAGAGAGAUGUUGAUUCCAUGCGAGCUCUUCAAAAUAGACGAAAAAGUACUGGGACUAAUGAUUUGUCAACCUUGAAACAACAUGGAAAUAGUAGAUCUAGCUAUGAAAAUGACACCUCCAAUGAGGUUAACAGGUACAUGGGAAAGAGGGAUAUGAGAAGGUCAAAUAUUCCUCUGCCAAUUAAUUUUAAAGAAGUUGAUAGAAAAUGGAAGUGUGUCGAGGACAAACAUUCUACAAUUUCGAAAGUAUAUGAAGUAGAGGGAGUUUCUACGACGCUUCAUGCACUGCAGCAACAACUUGAUUGGGGUGAUGCCGAAAAAACCAAUGCUCCAAUACCCUUAAAAACAAGACAUAGAUUUUGGAAAGAUCUUAGUCACUUGGACGAUUGUAAUACUCGAUUUGUGCUGAUCGAAAAGAAUUCAGUUCGCGCAGAAAAACACAAGAAAGAUUUACGAAAGGAGGAAGAGCAACAGAUAGCAGUUGGAUAUCGUUUCAGAAUGUUUGGAAAAGCCAAAGUUCCUUCACGUAUUCCAUCAACGAAUAUGGAGAGUGUUAGCUCAGAAUCAAACCCUCCAAACAAUUUACUUCAGGUUUCACGUAAUGGAAUGCUGAAAAGAAAACCAUCAGAGCGAGUGUUCAAGCCUAUUGAAGAGGCACCAAAAACUGAAGCUAUAGUGGACAUGCCAUUCGAUAUAUGUUUAAGUGAUUAUUUAAAAUUUGUACGAGAAAAACAGCCUUCAGAUGCUUCACCUCAAACAGAGAGAUCCAAUGCUCCCUCACCAAGAUUAUCUUCCACUUCAAACACGAACAAUAUUUUCCUUAAUGACAUUACACCCAGGGGAGGUUCUCUUCUAACAAAACGAAAAACAGAAAACAAGUCAAAGGAGAUGAAAGAGGAAUAUACGAAAAAUCCCAACUUGUUCGAAAUGUUGCUGAAGCUUGACAAAAAAUCAAGAGAUCAAAUCGAUAGAGACUUUUUACGAAAGCAAAAAGAAUUGCCCAUGAAGAAACAAAGAUCCUCUUCCAUUAUUUCUGAUAACAUCAUUUGCAAUAUUCCUUCAGUGUUUCAAAGCUUGUCAACAUUUGGAAAGCUAAUACCGAAAGACGCUUCCCUUAAUGAAUCAUUUCAAGUCUCAACUCCAGAUGAAGAAGUGGUGAAAAGGAAACGAUUAUCGAUUCGGAACAUGUCCAAGAAAUCAAUUUUGCCAACGAGGGGUAUUGACCCCUCGAAUCCCUUAUUUUAUAUUUUCAGAUUGAGAUUGUUGAACUAUUCCAAUUCUGAGUUCAAGCUUCUCAAAACAAAAUUCAAUAUUACCAUCUCUCAAUUACGAUCUCACCAUUUUAUUGAUAUUGAUACCUUUAACACUAAUUUAUUUGUUACCUUGUACAAUCAAUCUGUGAAUGAAAACGGAUAUAUCAUUCCAGAAUACGAUGAUGAGGAAUAUAUUUUUUCAUGUUCUGAAAGUUUACCAUGGUUAAACGAAAGUACUGUAAACAGCUUGUUGGAUCAGCAUUUAAGGCUUACCAUUCAGCGAUGCCAAGAUAACAAUCCUUUGUUUGAUUGCGUUAUUUCAUUUUCAGUUAAGGAGAGGCUUUUCGUUGUGUCACAUCACCUUGAUAACGCACCUCUCCCCAGACACAAUUCUGAAAAGGAACAUACUUCAAGGAAAGUCAAAUAUGAAUUUUUAAGGAAAGACAAGCACCAAAGAGCACUGAAUCCAGAUUCACAUACUGUCAUGAACAAAAAAACUUCAGACCGCAAGUUUAUAUUUGUCACAUUUGGUGAAAAGGAACAUCCAUCCACCAAUCGAUUUGAUUUAAACUUCCCACCAACGUUGAAUUUGGUUGUGAAUGGCAUGGGUCCUUUGAAACAUCGAUCAGAACUGAGUAUGGACAGUUCGGACAUUUUUGCUCAUAGAAAGCAGCAGCAUGCAAUGAAUAAUUCCACUGUGGAGAUUGAUGAAGAAGACACAGAAUUACGGAACUUGGAUGGAUGGGAUCCAACGACAGAUAACGAGCAUGAGGUCCAUGUCGAAUUCGAAGAAGGUCAUACUUCUCAUUCACCAGAAAACGAGGAAGCGGAACAGGUGAGAAACGAAACCACACUCGAAAGCAUGAAUGCCACAGCGAUGAACGACGAAUCUUCAUCGAAAAUGUCGCAUAUCAACAACUCUAAGCCACUCAAACGAUAUUUUGACUUCUCACAACAUCGCACACAAGAGGCGAGCGCUAAUACUACUUCGUUAUUGGUACAGCCUCAACAUCCCUUAAUUCCAGUUAUUACCCAACCAAUUACUUUCUAUUCUCAAGACACAAAUCAAACCAUUCUCGUUACCUCAACCAAAGAAAAGAAUGCCAAUAUAACCAAAAUUCAAAAGAGAAUGCCACACACUUCGAAAGCGGUUAUUGAUUGCCAUGAACCAAAACCACUAGCAGAACUUUACCAUUCCUCGUUGGACAAUUCCCAGAAACUACUCUCUGAACACAAACACAUAUUUGUUCAACAGCAAAAGAGUGGAGCGUUAGGUAUGAUAGAUAUGAACAUGUUUGAGGAAAUUAGAAAAGAUGCGCCUUCCACAGAUGCAAUAAUGAUAGGAGACAGGAAGCUUUCCGUUGCCUUAGAACAAUAA